CGCGCCAGGACGCCAGUAACCGGCCGCAUCAUAACCACAGAGCGGAGCAGCGGAAUGUGCCUGAGUCAUCAUGUGCUCUCACGCGCUGUCACUGCAGCUCCAGACUUCCUGAAGACUUUCACAGCAGGUCACCUCAGGCCCUUUGCUUGAAGCAGAUUCGAGAGAAAUGAAUGAGAAAUGCUGCAACCUGCUGGUCUCUCCCACGAGCGUGCCAAAGUCUUUGGGUGCUAUAACGGGACAGCAGGUACCUCAUAUCCGAGUGCAUGCUGGUACUUCCCGCUCCUUCUCCCACCAGCGAGCCACAGGUCCCGGAAGUGAAAUGGUCACGGCAGAUGUGGAACCAGGAAGUACGACGCUUCUACCUUCUCUUAGCCUGCGUAGGCAAGUGCUAACCAAUGGAAAGCAUCAUGGCACCUUCACCAUGCCACGAUCAUCAUGGGAGCAAGGGUCUUCCCUUCCUGUGCCUCCUGGCAAUUCCAUUACAGCAAGAUUAAAUGGCACACAGAUUGGCAUCAAAGGUUCCCACUCAUUGGGGACCAGUAGGAACCUGUUGAGCGAGUAUGGCAGAUCAAACCUGCAAGUGACAAGCAGUGCUAUGGUUGUACAGAGUGUGAGUCCAGCGUCCACUAUCCAAACCUGUGCUUCGCACUGUCCUGCUCCUUCUCUGGGCCUUUUUGUGCCCUUCACAGAUGCCAGGUCUGUGUUGUCCAGAGAGUCCUUGGCUUCCACCACCCUCAGCAUCGCAGAGAGCCAGUCAAUAAGAAGCAGCAAGUUGGACUGGCCUUAUGGUUACCGUGUGCUGCCACCCCUAGGUCAGCAGAGCAGCUUUAGCCAGACAGCUGAAGGUCCAGAACUUAUGAGCCUCCCACCAGGUACCGCCAUGUCUGGAGCCACCAGUGGCUCCAAUCCAACUUCACUUCCUGCUUACCUGUUUAAGGACGACAUCAACAGCCCCCGCCAAUCCAGCCGUUCCAAAAAAAGAGCCCUAUCCAUCUCUCCUUUGUCUGAUGGACUUGGCAUUGACUUAAACUCCAUUAUUCGAACAUCACCAACCUCUUUGGUGGCAUACAUAAUCGGUUCCCAAAGUUCUCCGUUAUCACAGCCAGCUCCAUCACCACUGCAGUCUGACGUAUGUGGGCAUCUUUUGGGAGUUCGCGGAAGCUGUAUCCCCAAUCCAAGCUUUGUUUAUCCAGGUCCCAAAGCCAGUUCCACUCUUGGUCAGACCUUAACAAGAAAUCACCAUUCUGAAAAAGUGAGUCUCUGCAUGCAGAGAUUAGAAGAACAUGGUGCUAGUGAUGGCCAAAUAGGAGGAACUAAUCUAGUAGUGGAGCACCAGCUUUUACCAAGACAGGAAAUCCUGAUAAACAACACUGCAGCAGGAAAUAAUGUUCCUCAUUACAGUGUUGAAAGCAGUACACACCUUCAGUUUGAAAUUUCAGCUAUUGUUAGGUCCACAAGCCCACCUAGGGGACCUCCACCACCCUAUCACUCCCACCAUGUACACCAACUACCAGGUGGCCAGCUGGGAUGUGCUCAGAAUCCUGAACGUGCUCAGAACCCAUCUAUGCCUUCUAUAGACAAACCUGGUGUUCUGCCUCUGGCUUUAUGCCCAAUGUUAGAGGAAGAAGAAGGAGAACUUGAUGAUUUUAAUGGGGGACACUGUUGCCGUUGGCUGGAUUGUAGUGCCACAUACGGUCACCAAGAGGAGCUGGUCAAGCACAUCGAGAAACUACAUAUUGAUCAGCGCAAAGGAGAGGACUUUAUUUGCUUCUGGGCAGGGUGUCCACGCAGACACAAGCCUUUCAAUGCUCGUUACAAACUCCUUAUCCACAUGCGGGUACAUUCGGGGGAGAAACCUAACAGAUGUACGUUUGAAGGCUGUCAGAAGGCGUUCUCCCGCCUUGAGAACCUCAAAAUCCACCUACGGAGCCACACAGGAGAGAAACCGUACGUGUGUCAGCACCACGGCUGUCAAAAAGCUUUCAGCAACUCCAGUGACCGCGCCAAGCACCAGCGCACACAUGUCGACACGAAACCUUACGCGUGUCAGAUUCAAGGCUGCCAAAAACGCUACACCGAUCCCAGCUCUUUGCGAAAGCACGUCAAAUCGCAUUCCACCAAGGAGCAGCAGGCCAGGAAGAAGCUGAGAGCCAGCACUGAGAUCUACCAGGACGGACUUUCUGAGUGUUUAACUAUCCAGCCAUUGCAGCCCAGCCUGUCACCUUUGGAGCUGAUUGAAAGCCGUUCUCCGUCUCUUCCUGCUGAUAUGUACACAGAUGUGUUCUCCAUAGACCAGGCCAGCCAAAUGACUCCUGGUCAGAUUCAGCAUUCCACCCAUGGCUCUCAUGUCCCAUUGUCUGCACUACCUCCAACGACCAGCAGGUUUGAUGCUCCAGUAGCACAGCUUCCAACCCCCCAGGCCACACCUGCAGUUUCUCAUUCACACCGCCACAUGGUGGCAGCGCAAAAAAACAGCAGACUUCCAGGAUACCCUGAGCAGACUGCAGCAUCCCUAGCUCCUCCUCAGGAUAGUUUCCCGAGUCAUGCCCAGACGGUGUGCUCACCUUCAUAUACUAAGUCGUCGCAGACAGGAAAGCAGAUUUCUGCCUGUUCUAUGAUGCAGAUCCCGAUGUUCCAGAACAGUCUGGGUUCCUCAGGCACAGCUCAACAGGAACCCGAGCUGAUCCACCAAGCUCUGUCAAGCAUCGCAGAGUUUGAUCCACAUGGCAGAGCGGAGGAUUCUUUAUGCCAUCGAGAACAUUCGGCAUCAGACGAUAACUACCUUCACAUAUGUCCGCAUGACAUGGACCGACACCCAAGUCAGCUCUCAUGCGUCUACACGGAGGGGUGAAAAAGAUACAGCUUUAAUCAUACAUAUAUCUAUACUGAUGAUUUAUUCUGACCUUUUUCUAGUUUGUGAGUCAUGAACUUACAAAAAACUGAACAAAAAAGAUGUGAACGUGUCUGAAUUCUCAUCAACUGAAUGAAGUAAUAUACAGGCUUUUGUUUUGGAUUGUUUUUCAAACUGCUAAGGUUUUAUAUGUUGUAAUGUUUUAUAUCAAAAUUCUCAGUCCUGUAAAAAUCUAUUUGUGAUUUUUAAAACAGGAAGACAAACAAAAAUAUGCACUUUUUGUAUGAACACUGAAAAGCAUGGGCACCAAGCUAAAGCUAGCUAUUCACUAGGACUAGCUAGUUAGCAUAUAGGGGUAUAAAAACAUUUUGGAAUAUUACCAUUUCUCCCAGCUUAUAUCAUAAUGUAAUGAGAUAAGGUGUUUUAGUGACCAACAUUACAAUACAGUUUAGCCUUGAACUUUUAGCAUGAACAGCUACCUGAACUGCCAUGGGUUGCUCUCAGUAAAUGAAAACGUUCUAUCACGUAUACCAAAGCAGCAGACUGUGAACUUGGUUUGAACAUAAGAAAAAAAAAAAUCACAAACAUAAGAUUUAACUAUGAGGAGCAUUUAAGUCAAACCAGGACUUUUGAAUGUGCAGAAUAACAGAACACAAUUAUGAGAGUAAAAACUCCCUUUAUUUCUUUAUAUAAUCCCCUGCUACACUAAUGCACUUAUCCCAGGACUUCAUUAGUGCUCAGAUACCAUCAAGGUAGAAUGUUUUUUUUUUUUUUUUCAGUAUGCUGGAGCCAUAAAACACUUGCCUACCAGGAACUCCUUUAAUGGUCCAAACAUGUGAAAAUGGCUUGAAGUGAGCUCUAGCGAUGUAGCUCCCACCCAAAUUCUUGUGAUGUGCAAGUGGUGCUUAUGAAUGAUUGUGUGUACAGUUCGACAAGUUAUUCAUAGAUAUUCAUGGAUCAGGAGUUCAACUUGUUGAAUGUUCAUGACUCACAUUUUGAACCACAUCACCUGGGAUCGUCAUCUAUGGAUGAACGGCCUUUUUAAAAAUGUUUGCACCAUUCAAAUGUUAUUUACUUCGGCUUAGGAUCUCAGCACUAAACUGUGCUUAAAGUCUUUUGUAAAUGUCAAUUAGUUUUAUGCCUCUAUUCACAAGAAAUUCCAUACAAAAAGUCACAGUUUGACUUGAACAUCCCUUGUAGAUACCGGUCUGAAUAUGUCUAUAAACUGCAAAAUCACCUUAGAGCAAAUCCAUUACAUUAAGCACUAAUCAAGUGCAUAAUGAAGGCUUUAAAUAUAACUAUUCUCUUUUUUUAAAACUGCAAUCAUACAAGUACUGUUUUUUCCCCCCUCAACACUAGAAAAAGAGGUUAAGGGCAUGUGGUUCAACUAAAUUACACUGUGAAAACCUUAAAUGCAAAUGUCAACAGUGACAAAAUGAAAUUGCAUUUAAAAGCUCUAAUUGCAAUGUUUUGCAUAACCAGUAGCAUUUGAGUCAAAACCUCCAUUAUCUUGGCUCACAGUGUGGGAUAUCGGUUGCAUCUGGAAAAAGAAAAAAAAAAGCAUUUAAUGGUGUAAUCAUCAAGAACGCGGAUGCACGGCAGUGUCUUGCGAGGUCUUGUUUUGCUGAAGGGUAAUUCAGUUGGGUAAUUUUCACAUCAUGCGCUUGCACACCUUAUUAUGAGUCAAAUAGUCUGCGUGUUAUUCUGUGCAAGUGACCAGAGGUUAUUUCAAAUUAUACAAAAUCUUUGUGAGGUUAGAACUGAUUAGACCCUAAUGCUGGGAUUUUGGAGGGGGAAAAAAAACUGUUAGUACUUAUAUACAAAAAAUUGCAGGUGAAGUGAAUUCCUGUCAACGAGAGCCCCUUUCAAUCAAUAGUUGAUGUGUUAUAUAGAAAUCUUGAUGAUGAUGAUGAUGAUGGUACAUUAGGUCAUUUGAGUUCUUUACAGGACUGUUUCAUAUUGCUGUCUUUAUUCACGUAUAGGAAGCACAAAUCCAUCACAACUAGCCAUUGCCUUCUAGUCCACAAUAAAACAGACUGCGCCACAGCAAACCUGUGUUUAAAAGCAAAGAAAAUAUUUUUUGUCAUUUUAAUUCUAAGAAAGUCCAGAAUUCCCCAUGCUUAUUUUACUUUUGUUUAACAUUUGUAGCUUGUGCAAUGACAUGCUAGUAACCUAUGUAUAAAGCACUAUAUAGGCAAUUUAUCAACCUGCUCCAGUGUCACAAAUUAAAAUCUGU
Clarias gariepinus (North African catfish) is the source of this 5087-nucleotide messenger RNA. RefSeq names its product GLIS family zinc finger 3 (gene glis3). The record is from RefSeq and is a predicted model, not a curated record. Gene Ontology annotation, molecular function: RNA polymerase II cis-regulatory region sequence-specific DNA binding; DNA-binding transcription factor activity, RNA polymerase II-specific. Gene Ontology annotation, cellular component: nucleus. Gene Ontology annotation, biological process: regulation of transcription by RNA polymerase II. Lineage: Eukaryota; Metazoa; Chordata; Actinopteri; Siluriformes; Clariidae. The transcript is spliced from 11 exons. Bases 167 to 2851 code for a protein of 894 amino acids.